Molecule: messenger RNA, 381 nt
Organism: Penaeus indicus
Lineage: Eukaryota; Metazoa; Arthropoda; Malacostraca; Decapoda; Penaeidae
Product: keratin-associated protein 16-1-like
Exons: 1
Coding region: 1-381 (126 amino acids)
Source: RefSeq, a predicted model, not a curated record
AUGUCAACCAAUAUCAACCUAUGUCAACCCAAGUCAACUUAUGUCAACCAAUACCAACCUAUGUCAACCCAAGUCAACCAAUACCAACCUAUGUCAACUUACGUCAACCAAUACCAACCUAUGUCAAGUCAAGUCAACCAAUGCCAACCUAUGUCAACCCAUGUCAACCAAUACCAACCUAUGUCAACCCAAGUCAACUCAUGUCAACCAAUAUCAACCAAUACCAACUCAUGUCAACCCAAGUCAACUCACUUCAACCAAUACCAACCUAUGUCAAGUCAAGUCAACCAAUAUCAACCUAUAUCAACCCAUGUCAACCAAUACCAACCUAUGUCAACUCACGUCAACCAAUGCCAACCCAUGUCAGCCCACGUCAUGUGA